Messenger RNA from Phaedon cochleariae (mustard beetle), 1616 nucleotides. The record is from the annotation of a GenBank genome assembly. NCBI's taxonomy places the organism in Eukaryota, Metazoa, Arthropoda, Insecta, Coleoptera, Chrysomelidae.
AGGUUAUAUUUUUAUUUUUGUUGAUAGAUGCUCACUAAAAUCUCGAAAAAUUCCUUGAACAAAUGAACAUUUGAAAUUAAUUACAAUGAUUAUUUCGAAGCAAGAAACAUUGGCUGAUAAAAUUGCCGGUGUUUUAUCAACAGCACCGUCCAAUUUCGAUCUGGACGAUGAAAUUGAUGAGGACACUCGCGCUAAAGUUACUUCAGAAAAUGAUUUUGAAGAACAUGUGGACCAAAGCAGCAAGUUUAGAAAGCAAAACGUUGAUCUCUUGGCUGAUGUUGAUGAACGAUAUGCUGGUAAAAAGGGCAGCAGAAAAAACCUGAGCAGCCCUGUCAGUUCCAGUGACGAUGAUUUUGAUUCAGAAACAGAACUUGAAGCUCCACUCCAAGGGUCUGAUGAAGAUGAGGCGAAUUCUGAUUCAGAAGAACAGUCUGGGGAUGGGGAAGAUUCUGAAGAAUUAACUGAAUCUGAUGGUGGGAGUGAUGAUGCUCAUGAAAAUGGUGAUUAUGAUAUUUCUGAACCUUCCAUGUCUAGUAAUUUCAAGCACAUGGAGCAUGACAAUGUUAUUUCUCAAAAGAAAAAAGGUACUUGUGUCAGAAACCAAAUGAGCAUCUGGGAAAAUUUGUUAGAGAUGAGAAUACAGAUGCAAAAAUGCUUAUUAGCUGCUAAUAAAUUGCCAUUGGGGAGUAAAAGGGAAGAAAUGAAGAUGGAUUCUGGCAGUGAGUUCACAGAUAAAGUUUUUCAAACAAGAGAUAGUCUAGCAAAGCUAUUGGACAAAUUAUUAGAUUUACAAAAAUUUUGUUGGAGCAAGUAUCCUGAAACAAAAAGUUUGAAGAAAAUUGGUAAUACUUCAGAGGAUCCUGAUGAUGAAGAAAUUCCUAGUGAUACAGAUGAGGAAGAUGUAGCAGAAAAUGAAGAUUCAGAUGAAGAUGAGGUUCCUAGUAAGAGAAGAAAAAUAGCUGAUUUUGAAAGUGAACUCAGCAAACAACAUGAAAUGUACAAAAAGUAUAGGACUAGUGUGAUUCAAAAAUGGCAUGACAAAACCAAUAUAUCAGGGAUGAAAAAUAAUGUUACUUCUUAUUCAGUCAUAAAUACUAUAGAACAUGCCUUGGCAGACAAAACAAAACUAGUAAAAAGAACACAACUGAAAAAAAGUGAUUAUGAUAUACUUGGUGAGGAUAAAUCUGAUCAAAACCCAACAAAAUCCACAGAAAAUACAUCAGGAGAAUAUUAUCCUGAAAUCUUUGAUGACACAGAUUUUUAUCAUCAGCUACUGAGGGAACUUAUUGAAGUGAAAUCUGCUGAUAUAACUGACCCAGUUCAUCUUGGACGGCAAUGGAUACAACUCCAAAGUCUGAGAAGCAAAAUGAAGAGGAAAAUAGAUACAAGGGCUACCAAGGGCAGAAAAAUUAGGUAUGCUGUACAUACAAAGCUGGUGAAUUUCAUGGCUCCCAUGGACGACAAUUUGUGGCUGGAGGAAAGCAAAAAUGAAUUGUUCAGUUCCCUUUUUGGGAAAAAUUCUUUGGCUGAUGUAUCAUGAAUAUUAUUAGUCUUGUUUGGCUUCCCAAUUGUACAUAAGUCUCUAAUGAUUAAUAAUAUAAGAUCUAUCAUUAUUC